Molecule: messenger RNA, 7565 nt
Organism: Bubalus bubalis (water buffalo)
Lineage: Eukaryota; Metazoa; Chordata; Mammalia; Artiodactyla; Bovidae
Gene: IQGAP3
Product: IQ motif containing GTPase activating protein 3
Exons: 37
Coding region: 1873-6651 (1592 amino acids)
Biological process (GO): regulation of actin cytoskeleton organization; regulation of GTPase activity
Cellular component (GO): cytoplasm
Molecular function (GO): calmodulin binding; GTPase activator activity; actin filament binding
Source: RefSeq, a predicted model, not a curated record
AUAUUUAUUACAGUUUUGCAUUUUACUUUGGAGUGGAUGCUCCAUUUUGAGUUGAUUUUUGUGCAGGGUGUAAGGUCUGUGUCUAGAUUCAUUUUCUGCAUGUGGAUAUCUAGUUAUUCCAGCGCCAUUUGUUGAAAAGAAUGUCUUUGCUCCUUUGUCAAAGAUCAAGUGACUGUAUUUACAUGGGUUCUGUUCGGUUCCACUCAUCUAUUUGUCUGUUCAUUCACCAGUACUGUACUGUCUUGAUUACUGUGGCUAAGUCAGGUGGUGUUAGUAUUCCAACUUGUUGUUCUUCAAUAUCAUGUUGGCUAGUGUGGGUAUUUUGUCUCUCCGUGUAAACUUUAAGAGUCUCAUGCUCUACCAACUAAGCUAGCUGGGCGCACCUUUUGUGAACUUUAGAAUCGUUGUAUGGACGACCACAAAAUAACUUGCUGAGGUUUUGAUUAGGAUUGAAUUGACUUAUAGCUCAAGUUGGGAGGAACUAACGUCUUGACAAUAUUGAAUCUUCCUAUCCAUGAAUAUGGAAUGUUUCUCCAUUUAUUUAGUUCUUUGAUUUCAUCAUCAGUUUUGUAGAUUUCCUUAUGUAGAUUUAUACCUAAUUUCAUUUGGAGGGGGGUGCUAAUAUAAACCGUAUUGUGUUUUUAAUUUCAAAUUCCACUUGCUCACUGCUGGUAUAUAGGAAAGCAGUGGAAUUUUAUAUAUUAACCUGGUCUCCUACAACCUUGCUAUAAUCACUUAUUAUCUCCAGGAGUUUUUUGGUGUCAUGCUUUCAGAUUUUCUGCAAAGACGAGUGUGCCAUCUGUGAACAAAGACGACAUCGCAUCCUUUUAUCCCCCUAUAUACUUAAAUAUAUAUCUCUGUAUAUGGACAUUUGCCUUCAUAACCACAAUGCCAUUAUAAUAUCUACCUAAGUUAUCCAUUAAUCCUUGAAAGAUCAAGACUCAGGCCAUUUUCAAAUUUUCUUGAUUUGAAAAUCACAUAUUUUUACACUUGACUUAUCCAGUUAAGGAUCUGAAAGAAUUCAUGUAUUACAUUUGGUUGUUAUGUACUAUUAAGUCUUCUUUCAUCUAGAACAGCUCACCUCCACUUUUCAGUUCUUUAUGUCACUGACUUGUUGAAGAAACCAAGUCAUUUGUCCUUUAGAACAUCCUACAUUCUGGCUUUUUCUAUUCACUUCCUGUCUCACUCAACUUGUUCCACUCUACCCCAUAUUUCCUAUGAAUGGAUGUUGGCUCUAAAGGAAGGAUAAAUGCUUAAUUUUUUCCUUACAAUCAAUAGUGUAAUUUUAAUGUUCUCCCAAAAAGUAGGUAGGAUGGGGUAGAUAGGAAAUCAGGUGUCUGUGGUAGAGAAAGCAUAAAAUGAAGUGUGACUUGCUCUUUCUUUGAAAACAGAUACUUUCCUAUAGGUCCCAAAAUGUGGAGGAGGAGCCCACAUAUUGGGCCUCUCAGAUGGGAGCCCUUAUUCUCUCCCUUAUAUACUCAUCAACCAUAAUAAUGCUUAAUAUUUACAUUCAAGGUAUUUUCACAUUCAUUAUCUCAUUUAAUCAUGGCAGCUGCCCGCUGAAGUGGGAAGUACAGGUGGUAUCUUCAUUUUGCAGAUUAUGCAACUGGAGGCUCAGAGAGGUGAAUUUAGGAGACGGUGUGGAAAGCAGGUCUCCUGAUUCCUUUUUGUCUGUUUGUGCUGCUCCCCUUGCUUCAAUCCUACUCCCCUCUUCGUCAUCAAAACCAUCAAAACUGGGUUUUGGGCUGUGUAGACAUGACCUUUGUGUGCCUGGGUUCUGAGAACAUGCAGAAUAAGAGAAGUGAGCAAGUUUGGUUCAGCACUCAAAUGCAUAACCAGACUGAGUGAGAGGUUAUAUCAUGUAACAGCUGGAUGGAGGCCUGCCUGAAGGAGGAGCUGCCUUCCCCAGUGGAGCUGGAGGAGAGCCUCCGGAACGGAGUGCUGCUGGCCAAGCUGGGCCACUGUUUCGCACCCUCUGUGGUUCCCUUGAAGAAGAUCUAUGACGCGGAGCAGCUGCGGUACCAGGCAACUGGCUUGCAUUUCCGUCACACGGACAACAUCAACUUUUGGCUGUCUGCAAUAGCCCACAUCGGUCUGCCUUCGACCUUCUUCCCAGAGACCACGGACAUUUAUGACAAGAAGAACAUGCCACGGGUGGUCUACUGCAUCCAUGCACUCAGUCUCUUCCUCUUCCGGCUGGGAUUGGCUCCUCAGAUACAUGAUCUAUAUGGGAAGGUGAAAUUCACAGCUGAGGAACUCAGCAACAUGGCCUCUGAACUGGCUAAGUAUGACCUCCAGCUGCCUGCCUUCAGCAAGAUCGGGGGCAUCCUGGCCAAUGAACUCUCAGUGGAUGAGGCUGCAGUCCAUGCGGCUGUUCUUGCCAUCAAUGAGGCAGUGGAGCGAGGCGUGGUCAAAGACACCCUAGUGGCCUUGCAGAAUCCCAAUGCUCUGCUGGAGAAUCUUCGAGAGCCUCUGGCAGCCAUCUACCAGGAGCUUCUGGCUCAGGCCAAGAUGGAAAAGGCUGCCAACGCCAGGAACCGCUUUUUGCAGAAUGAUGGAGAAAGCCAGGACAUCUAUGACUGCUACCUAACUCAAGCGGAAAUCCAAGGCAACAUCAACCAUGUCACUGUCCAUGGGGCCCUAGAAGUUGUUGAUGAUGCCCUGGAAAGACAGAGCCCAGAGGCCUUGCUUGAGGCCCUUCAAGACCCUGUCCUGACCCUGCAAGGAGUGAGGAGAGACUUUGCGGACUGGUACCUGGAACAGCUGAGCUCAGACAGAGAGCAGAAAGCACAGGAGCUGGGCCUGAUGGAGCUUCUGGAAAAGGAGGAGGUCCAAGCUGGUGUGGCUGCUGCCAACAUAAAGGGUGAUCAAGAACAAGCCAUGCUCCGGGCUGUGCAGAGGAUCAACAGAGCUAUCCGGAGGGGAGUGGCAGCUGACACUGUGAAGGAGCUGAUGUGCCCAGAAGCCCAGCUGCCUCCAGUGCACCCCUUUGCCUCGGCUGUGUACCAGCAGGAGCUGGCAGUGCUCCAGCAGCAGCAGCAGGGGGAGCUGGCCCAGGAGGAGCUCUUUGUGGCUGUGGAGAUGCUCUCAGCCGUGGUCCUGAUCAACCGGGCUCUGGAAGCCAAGGAUGCUAGCGGCUUCUGGAGCAGUCUGAUGAACCCCGCCACGGGCCUGGCCGAGGUGGACAGGGAGAACGCUCAGCGGUACUUUGAUGCUCUGGUGAAGCUGCGACAGAUACGUGGAGUGGAUGGGGCCUUCCUGAGCUGGAAUGACCUACAGGCUGCAGUGAGCCAGGUCAACGCCCAGGUCCAGGAAGAGACUGAUCAGGUCCUUGUGGUCAGCCUCAUCAACGAGGCUCUGGACCAGGACAACCCUGAGAAGACCCUCUCCUCCCUUCUGCUUCCUGCUGCCAGCCUGGAUGAUAUCAGCCUUCCCGUUGCCCCUCGGUACCAUCUCCUCCUCAUGGCGGCCAAAAGGCGAAAGGCCCAGGUGACAGGGGAUCCUGAGGCUGUGCUGUGGCUGGAAGAGAUCCGCCAGGAAGUGGUUAGAGCCAACCAGGAUACAGAUGCAGCUCAGAGAAUGGCUCUUGGUGUGGCUGCCAUCAAUCAAGCCAUCAAGGAGGGCAAAGCAGCCCAGACAGAACGGGUAUUAAGGAACCCUUCCGUGGGCCUCCGAGGAGUGGUUCCCGACUGUGCCGAUGGCUACCAGCGGCUCCUGGAAGAUGCCAUGGCAAAGAAGCAGCGCCCAGGAGAUACAGCACUCUGGGUUCAACAUGCCAUGAAGGAUGGCACUGCCUACUACUUUCACCUGCAGACCUUCCAGGGGACCUGGGAGCGACCCCCUGGCUGCCGCCUCAACACCUCCCACCUAACUCGGAAGGAGAUCCAGUCAGCUGUCACCACGGUCACCACUGCCCAUGACCGCCAGCAGCUCUGGAAGGCCAACGUGGGCUUCAUCAUCCGGCUCCAGGCCCGCCUCCGCGGCUUCCUGGUCCGGCAGAAGUUUGCGAAACAUUCCCACUUUCUGAGGACCUGGCUUCCAGCUGUCAUCAAGAUCCAGGCUCAUUGGCGUGGUUACAGACAGCGGAAGAUUUACCUGGAACGGUUGCAGUAUUUAAAAGCGAACACAAAUGCCAUAAUCAAGAUCCAGACUUGGGCCCGGAUGUGGGCAGCUCGGAGGCAAUACCGGAAGCGUCUGGGCUACUUCCAGAAGAAUGUUAACUCCAUUGUGAAGAUCCAGGCAUUUUUCCGAGCCAGGAAAGCCCGGGAUGACUACAGGAUGUUAGUCUACACACCCCACCCCCCACUCAGUGUGGUACGCAGAUUUGUCCACCUCUUGAAUCAAAGCCAGGAGGACUUCUUGGCUGAGGCAGAGCUGCUGAAGCUCCAGGAGGAGGUGGUCAGGAAGAUCCGGUCCAAUCAGCAGCUGGAACAGGACCUCAAUCUCAUGGAUAUUAAGAUUGGCCUGCUGGUGAAGAAUCGAAUCACCCUGCAGGAAGUGGUCUCCCACUGCAAGAAGCUGACCAAGAAGAAUAAGGAACAGCUGUCGGAUAUGAUGGUUCUGGAUAAGCAGAAGGGAUUAAAGUCACUGAGCAAAGAGAAACGGCAGAAACUAGAAGCUUACCAACACCUCUUCUACCUGCUGCAGACUCAACCCACCUACCUGGCCAAGCUGAUCUUUCAGAUGCCUCAGAAUAAAACCACCAAAUUCAUGGAGUCAGUGAUUUUCAGUCUGUACAACUAUGCCUCCAACAGCCGAGAGGCCUAUCUCCUGCUCCAGCUGUUCAAGGCAGCACUCCAGGAGGAGAUCAAGUCAAAGGUGGAGCAGCCCCAGGAUAUGGUGACAGGCAACCCGACUGUGGUGAGGCUGGUGGUGAGAUUCUAUCGGAACGGGCGGGGGCAGAGUGCCCUGCGGGAGAUCCUGGGCAAGGUGAUCCAGGACGUGCUGGAGGACAAGAUGCUCAGCGUCCACACAGACCCUGUCCACCUCUACAAGAGCUGGAUCAACCAGACUGAGGCCCAGACAGGGCAGCGCAGCCACCUCCCCUAUGAUGUCACCCCAGAGCAGGCUUUGAGCCACCCUGAGGUCCAAAGACGCCUGGACAUCUCCCUCCGCAACCUCCUCACCGUGACUGAUAAGUUUCUUGCAGCCAUCAUGUCAUCUGUGGACCAAAUUCCGUACGGGAUGCGAUAUGUGGCCAAGGUCCUGAAGACAACUCUGGCAGAGAAGUUCCCCGACACCACAGAGAGCGAGAUCCAUAAGGUGGUGGGGAACCUCCUAUACUACCGCUUCCUGAACCCGGCUGUGGUGGCCCCCGACGCCUUCGACAUUGUGGCCAUGGCAGCGGGUGGCGCGCUGGCGGCCCCCCAGCGCCACGCCCUGGGGGCUGUGGCUCAGGUCCUGCAGCACGCUGCGGCCGGCAAGGCCUUCUCCAGGGAGAGCCAGCACCUGCGCGUCUUGAAUGACUAUCUGGAAGAGACGCACCUCAAGUUCAGGAGGUUCAUCUGCCGAGCCUGCCAGGUGCUGGAGCCAGAGGAGCGUUUUGCAGUGGAUGAGUACUCGGACAUGGUGGCUGUGGCCAAACCCAUGGUGUACAUCACCAUGGGGGAGCUCGUCAACACGCACAGGCUGUUGCUGGAACACCAGGACUGGAUCGCCCCUGAUCACCAAGACCCCCUGCACGAGCUCCUGGAGGACCUUGGGGAGCUGCCCACUGUCCCUGACCUCAUCGGGGAGAAUGUAGCUACGGAUGGGAAUGUGGAUCUAAGCAAGCUAGAAGUGUCCCUGACUCUCACCAACAAGUUUGAAGGACUGGAGACAGACGCUGACGACACCAACAGCCAGAGCCUGCUCCUGAGCACCAAGCAGAUGCUGGCUGACAUCAUGCAGUUCCACUCGGGAGACUCCCUCCAGGAGAUCCUAUCCCUUUCGGCUUCCAGGGAGGAGGAAGCAGCCCACAAGCGGCUGAUGUGCCGACGCCAGGCCUGUGAAGCCCAGACCCCGGAGCCGCUGCGACGACACCGCUCACUGACGGCCCACUCCCUCCUGCCGCUGGCAGACAAACAGCGGCGUGUCCUGCGGAACCUGCGCCGACUCGAGGGCCUGGGGUUGGUCAGUGCCAGGGACGGCUACCAGGGGCUGGUGGACGAACUGGCCAAGGACAUCCGCAACCAGCGCAAGCGCCGGCAACGGAGGAAAGCAGAGCUGCUGAAGCUCCAGGCCACGCUCCAGGGCCUCAGCACCAAGACCACCUUUUAUGAGGAGCAGGGCGAUUACUAUAGUCAGUACAUCCGGGCCUGCCUGGACCACCUGGCCCCCAGCUCCAAGAGUUCUGGGAAAGGGAAGAAGCAGGUAUCUCUCCACUACACGGCUGCCCAGCUCCUGGAGAAGGGUGUCUUGGUGGAAAUUGAAGAUCUUCCCACCUCUCAUUUCAGAAAUGUGAUCUUUGACAUCACCCCUGGAGAGGAGGCGGGAAGGUUUGAAGUAAACGCCAAGUUCCUGGGUGUGGACAUGGAACGGUUUCAGCUCCACUACCAGGACCUCCUGCAGCUCCAGUACGAGGGUGUGGCUGUCAUGAAACUCUUCAACAAGGCCAAGGUCAACGUCAACCUUCUCAUUUUCCUUCUCAACAAGAAAUUCUUGCGGAAGUGACUGAGGCAGGCGGUGCUCCCCAAGCCCUUCUUACCUCACUGGAUGCUUUUCUUAACACUAAUGCACUGCUCCACUUUCCUGCAGACACCCAGAACUCAGGCCCAGGCAAGGCUCGAGGAGUCUCGCCCUUUCCCCAGCUGGGAGGAGUCUGGCUCCCUGGCCCACAGGCAGGGUCUCUAAUUGGCUUCAGUCCGGCCAUGUAGCUUAUAAGCCACAGAAUCCCAUGAUUUUCCAGUCUGAUGGGAAGGAAUGAACCCAGGGCCUGCCCCGCGAAGGCUACUGCUCUAGUGUCUGCUGCUGCCCUCCCUGUACGACAAACACUGUCCCAGCGGCCUGAUUCCUGCUGCCUCCCUUCUCUCUGCAGACCCAAGCCAGGGCUGGCUCCCUGUCCCACCCCCACUGCAGCAGCAGCUUGUGUUCUGUCCUGCUGAGGCCCAGGCCACUCCGCUGCAGCGACGCCUCCCACCCUCCCACCCCUGACCCUCACCCUGGGUGGACAGCGCUCGUUAAUGCCCGCUCGGCCUUGUGACACACGGUGGCCUGGGCCAGAUGACCCUCCAUUAGCCUCAAAUCUCACUCUCUUGUUUACAGUCUGUUUUACAUGUGGGUCACCAGGGUAUUUAUUCUCUCCUGUGCAACCUUAAUCAUGGUUUUUAUUCUUUCUUCCUGAACUCAGAGAAAGAGUUCCCAUUUCCCUAUUCAAACUAAUACUCAUGCCAAUCUUUUAUACCUCGUAUAUAAAGUCACCUUGGGUCCCUCGUGUUUAAAAUCUCAUUAUUUCAGCCUCAUACGGUACAAAAAGCAGUCUUUCCCUUUUCUCUCUCACCCAACAGGAUUCUUGUAUCUGAGAGCUAACUUCCUGUCCUUGUGGCCCCUCUGAUUUCACUUUAAUAUAAACAGCUUUUAACUCCGCA